GUCAGAUCAAAACCGUGAUAGGUGGUGCCACAAUUCGGACGAUCAGGAUAUACCCUUUCGCCUUAGUAGUAUACAAUUCACCAUACUGGAGUACAGUAUUUUAAAAUGACCCAACCGUUUAAACCGUUUCUCAUCUUUCUCUCUCAUGACAGAAAAAUAAAUUCGAAAAAAGCCCUAGUUUUACUAUUCUUGUCUUCGUCAAUAAUUGCAGCCUUUUGUUAUAGUGCAAUCGGGCUGGAGUUGGUGCCAUUGAUCGUUGUUUGUGACUUCUUGGAUGGAAUGUAAUAUUCGUGGAGUUGUUCGGUAAUGGGGACUGUCGUGAGUAAAGCUGCCAACGGCAUUGGAGGGCUUCUUGGGAAUGCCUUUGUAGCUCCAUUUAAAACCAUUUUUGGCAGAUCUUGCGAGGACAUCUGUUCAGGAACAUGGGAUGUAACUUGUUUUAUCGAGCAUAUAUGUAUUGGAGAUCUGGUGAAACUAUUGAUGGUUUUCGGACUUUGCUGCAUAAUUUUAAUGUUCUUCUAUCUUAUGUUCGAGUUGGGGAUAUGCCAAUGCAUAGGAAAAAGCCUUUUUAAGAUGUGUUGGGCUUCUUGCAAAGUAUACUGGACGGCAUUGGAAGAUAUCACUUGUUUCCUGUGGUACAAGCUAAAGAAUGUCAAGAGGGUAAAUCGCCGGCGCCAACGACAACGCAGGCGCCUUUUUCAAGAUAUUGAAUUAGGGCAUAGUUCAAGUGAUGAAAGUGAGUUGUUAGAUGUUGAUCGGAGUUCAAGUGUCAUUAGAAAACGGAAGUUGGUUAAAGAGAGAAGAAAUGAUAGGACGCGGAGCUCUCUCUACCCUUUAAGGCAAGGAUCUAAAGAUGGACGCGGACAUCAAAGUCGUCGUCAUCAUCGCCACCGCCACCGCCACCGCCACCACCGUGCAAGGUUGAAGUCUACAGAAGGGUCUGUUGGAGGACUAAAAAACUCCAGACAGGUUCAAAUAAGGAGGUUGAGCAAACUGCAAAGAGAAGCUGCGUCUUUCAAAAGGAGAAGGCUCGAGUGAUCAUUUUAUAGCUGUAGCUAGUUAUCUGAAUUCAUUCGUGUGCAUUGAGCAUUUUGUCAUGAAAUAGUGAAGUUCUCUGUUCUGAAACUUGUGCCAUGGAUUACGGUAAGAAAUUUGAUUGUAUCCCUAUUUUCAGUGCACUAACAUGUGUAAGUGUAACCUUAUAUGAAUGGGAAUAUUCUGUGAUAUAGAUUUCAGUUCUUUUGACCAUUUUGCUUUAACUUCAACUUUCUAUACAGAUUGAUAUUUUUAUUUUUAUUUUUUUGACACCAUGAUGUUGUCAUGUUGAUGGAUAUCUAAAUAUGAACCAUCCCAUCUAGUGGCUAAAAACUUUGAUAUUGAGCUCUACAAAAUUUCAG
Molecule: messenger RNA, 1397 nt
Organism: Cornus florida
Lineage: Eukaryota; Viridiplantae; Streptophyta; Magnoliopsida; Cornales; Cornaceae
Exons: 4
Coding region: 307-1038 (243 amino acids)
Source: RefSeq, a predicted model, not a curated record